AUGUCGUCAAAUUUCUCACCGCCCCUCAGGCCCCGUACUGCGGACGACAGUGGAGCUACUUGGCUGCUUUCAUCUCCUCACUCCUCCCUUGACUGCUCGUUUCCUUUCCUCUCUGUUGUCAACUGUCUCCCCGGCCACUCAAGCCCCCUACUCCGGACGACGCUGGAGCUGCAGGCUCCCAACUCUGGGCGCAACCACGGACCCCUACUCCGGACGACGCUGGAAUUGCAGGCCCCCAACUCUGAGCGCAACCGCAGCAAGGCCAAGGCCCGGGCCCAGAAGCAGAAGAUCACCUUCUCCACUGAGUUUCCGGCAGAGGCGAUUGGCGGCACCACAGCGCCCCCUACUCCGGACAACAGUGGAGCUACUUGGGAGCAACCGCGGCAAGGCCAAGGCCAAGGCCCAGAAGCAGAAGGUCACCUUCAGCACCGAUGCGCCGGCAGAGGCGAUUGGUGGCACCACACCACCGCGUGCAGCGACCUGACCUCCAGCAUCGGCGGCAGCGCCAAGGUCACCAUCGUGUGGGGAGUCGCCAAGCUGCAGGUCGCCGGCACUGCAGCUGGCGCCGCCAAGCUCGCAGCAGCUGGCGGCGGCAUGUGCUAUGCUUUGAACUUCUACUCCGGCCCGAGCUGCUCGGGGCAGGCGGCUCUCACGAUCAUGCGCCCUCGGUGGAAGGGCCUUGCCUUCCCCGUCACGAAAAGGUGUGUGCGCGUGGUGCACGGGCGCAUAUGUGAUGCACGGCACAUGUGUGAUGCUCGGCACAUGUGUGAUGCACGGCACAUGUGUGAUGCACGGCACAUGUGUGAUGCACGGCACAUGUGUGAUGCACGGCACAUGUGUGAUGCACGGCACAUGUGUGAUGCACGGCACAUGUGUGAUGCACGGCACAUGUGUGAUGCACGGCACAUGUGUGAUGCAAGGCACAUGUGUGAUGCACAGCACAUGUGUGAUGCACGGCACAUGUGUGAUGCACGGCACAUGUGUGAUGCACGGCACAUGUGUGAUGCACGGCACAUGUGUGAUGCACGGCACAUGUGUGAUGCACGGCACAUGUGGAUGCACGGCACAUGUGUGAUGCACGGCACAUGUGUGAUGCACGGCACAUGUGUGAUGCACGGCACAUGUGUGAUGCACAGCACAUGUGGUUCUGAUCCUUUUCUCUUAUGGUUCAUGGGUACAACACUCAUUGAUCACCAGAGAGUUUGCUUGGCCGUUGUAGCGUGGAUGCAGUGA
This is a messenger RNA of Closterium sp. Yama58-4, 1233 nucleotides long. NCBI's taxonomy places the organism in Eukaryota, Viridiplantae, Streptophyta, Zygnematophyceae, Desmidiales, Closteriaceae. The record is from the annotation of a GenBank genome assembly.